Messenger RNA from Marasmius oreades (fairy-ring Marasmius), 2150 nucleotides. RefSeq lists its product as uncharacterized. The record is from RefSeq and is a predicted model, not a curated record. Gene Ontology annotation, biological process: protein phosphorylation; signal transduction. The transcript has 9 exons. Bases 1036 to 2094 code for a protein of 352 amino acids. NCBI's taxonomy places the organism in Eukaryota, Fungi, Basidiomycota, Agaricomycetes, Agaricales, Marasmiaceae. Gene Ontology annotation, cellular component: cytoplasm. Gene Ontology annotation, molecular function: ATP binding; protein kinase activity.
CCGAUGAAGAUCGAUCCUCCUAUGCUUCACAGGAAUUUAUACGGCAACUAGAAACCGAAAGGGUGGCCAUCAGGUUCGAACGCGCCCGACGCGCCUUCGCUAGCACUCGUUUGAACAUUCUCGCUUCCAGAACCCCGUGCUUCCUCCUAAGCGCUCUGGCGCUGAGGAUGCUCUGAAUUUUGAUCCACGCUGCUCUGUGGUGUUUGUCAAAUAUCAAAAGUCCAUUGACACGAGUUAUACACGACCUUACAUGUGAAUAAGGCCUGUACAUCAUCAACAAUCAACAACCGGACAGCUCUUGUGGACGUUCAAUCCGAAGUCAGACAGGCCAUGUUCAACUCUACCUGCAUGCAACGAGGUCACGGAUAAAAGCUGUAUCUUGGACAAAAAGCGAACAACCCAUUGAUUGAAUACCAAAUUUAUGUCCACGGCCUGUGACUCCUUCUCGGUGGACAACGCGUUACCAUUUCCAGUUGUGCACAUCCUUCAAACAGGGGCUUCAAAAACACGCAGGAGGCUCGAGUAAGAGUGAGGUAUAAUCAGUCUGCAUUCAUUCUUGUCGGCAGCUACCGACCCGUACAUGUACACCUGAGCGACCGCCAUCAAUACCCACCCAUUCCUAAUACAUCACACUCAUCGUUUCAACAUACACUGAAUAUUUGCGGCUUCACAAACGAGGAAGGAACCUCCAUUGUAAACCCGCUUAUAAGGAGAUGACUCCUUGCGCAGCCAUUUUUCCACCUGUACCUAUUAGCGCCCAUCUGUCCUUCUCGCCCGGGACCUUUAUUCGCGUACACGGCCCCCAACACCUUUAAAAACGUUUCGCAGCUUGCUUUGUGCACUGCCUCCACUCCCCUCACGGCCACUGUCUUACACCUUUCUUUUCUUUUCACGUUGCAUUCCGCAGACAAAGGUGACUAGAACUAUAAAGGCCCGGCUCUUCACGGUUGGAAAAGCGAGGCGCGUUUCCGUUUUCUUUCUUCCCUUCGUUCUUCUCAACGCCACUUUCACGGUUUUCAACGCGUGGUCUCUACCAUGGAGAUGUAUUUUUACUCCGCUGAUCACUGUCACGAAGUCGACCAUCCCGAACUCUUACUACCCGAAGCAUCUACUUCUUUCGCGAAAGACAAUGCCUUUCUUGCCGAUGAUCGGUGUACGACGACAUACCUAGCACAGAACAAGCAAGACGGGUUUCUGGCGAUUAGAGUGUGGAGAGAGAAUUUCUGGGAUCCCGAUGGGAGGAGGGUGUUUUUGAGGAGACUCGAACGAGAACUACUCAUUUGGAACAACCUGGCCCAUCCCAACAUCGCACCGUUAUACGGACUCGUGUUCGCGUAUGGAAAGUGGGCGUCGAGUGUUACACCGUUUUAUCGGAACGGGACUAUCAACAGCUAUCUGUCGAAUCAUCCCAAGACGGACCCAUUGGUGCUUCUCUGCGGGGCAGCCGAAGGCCUCGCAUACUUGCACUCUCGUAAUCCCCCCGUCUCUCAUGGCGAUGUCAGAGGGCGCCACAUUUUCAUCAAAGAUGACGACGGGAAUGGCGGCAAUACUAAUAGGCCAACAGCUGUUAUAUCCAACAUUGGCACUAAUUACCUCCCUACGCCUCCUAAUUGGAUUAUUGCUAGUGACGAUGGAACGAGGUGGAUGGCUCCUGAGAUCAUGAUUUCGGAAUCUUCGUAUGAACCAGUUGACGGUUCCUGCGAGGAUUCAUAUGAGGAUCCGCGGACGAAGUCGAAGCUCAGGACGACGGUUGAAAGUGAUGUGUAUAGUUUUGGUAUGACGAUGUUGGAGUCAAAUUUGCUGAACGUGUCGACUGUUUCCCAACAGGUAUACACCCGACGCGUUCCAUUUCCUCAUCGACGGUUCUAUGGUGGUGUAAUUCAUGAUGUGGUAUCGGGCGUUCGACCGAUACGACCUGGACCUGACGAGUGUCCCGGGUUGGAUGAUAAGAUUUGGGAUGUGAUUCAGAAGUGUUGGCGGCACGACCCGCGAGAAAGACCUUCUAUGGCCGCCGUUGCAAAUGUGUUGAGAGAGAUGCUCUCUGAAACGGCUCUUCGUAUGGUUCCUAUUCCUAUACGGAAGGCCUCGCUGUAACGGGACUGGAAUAGAGUGCUUGUACCCGACACGUUAAAUACCAGAGAAAACCUAUU